AUGAGCAAACUCACCCUACCCCUCGACAACGCAAAGCAGCCAAGCACAAACGUCGACCACGAUCUCACGCCCCGCGCCGCAUCCGCUGAGCCAAAGUUUCCUGCUGUUGCGCCUGCAAAGAACGUGCAGGCCCUCAAGGAGCGUGCGCUCCAAAAUGGCGAACUGAAGGCUGUCCCAAAUCCAGUCAACCAACAACACCAUAAUGGUCUUCUGGUUACAAAGGAUGGCGUGGGCGCUGCCUUGAGUGACACCCCACUGCCCUCCGUUCCUGGAAGUCCGCGCGACACUUUAACCCGCAAUAGCUCCGUCACAUCGACCCCGCGAUUACGACCUACUACGCUCGAUAUCCCUGGUCUGACCAAGUCCAAGGUCUCCCCCGAUGGCAAGAUUGCACAGCGAGAUGUCGGCUCCAAGCUCGUCAUCGUCAUGGUCGGACUGCCCGCGCGAGGCAAAUCAUACAUCACAAAGAAGAUGGCACGCUAUCUGAAUUGGCUGCAGCACGACACUAAGAUUUUCAACGUGGGAGAGAAGCGAAGAGUAGCUGCGAGUCACAGUGGGUUUCGCCUGUCACAAGCGAACCUCGAGCGGGUCUCUUCACGCGUCAAGCAGGCCAUUGAGGAGCACCAAGACACACUCCCGCAAAUCGCUGCAAAAAUUCUUAUCAAUGGCGACCCCGCGCACGAUGGGCCCGUAGACCCACAGAACCUGCCGGACCCACGCCGGGGUAGCACGGCCAUUGCGGAGGACGAAGACGGACCACCACUACCACCGCCACGAGUUGAAGUCACAUCGCCAGGCCCGAAGGCGCCUACACCCAACAAUGAGGCGGUAACCGAGGAGGAGAACGAGGCCAUGGACCAGUCGGCAGAUUUUUUCGACCCACAAAACCAACGCGCGGCGGCAUUGCGAGAGCAAUGCGCCAUGGAGACUCUAGACGACCUGUUGGACUAUAUCCUGAAGGGUAGUGGCUCUGUUGGCAUAUUCGAUGCUACCAACAGCACGCUCGCGCGGCGCCAGCAAAUCAUGCAGCGGAUACGAAACCGUGCUGGACCAGAGCUCAACGUCCUGUUCGUUGAAAGUGUGUGCCGGGAUCAGAACCUGCUCGAAUCUAACAUGCGUUUGAAGCUCUCAGGGCCAGACUACAAAGACAAGGACAAAGUUGCAGCAUUGGCCGACUUCAAGAAGCGCGUAGCUAUCUACGAGAAGAAUUAUGUCCCCAUCGGCGACUACGAGGAGGACAACAACAUGCCCUACGUCAAGAUGGUGGAUGUUGGCCGAAAGAUGAUCUCGCAUCAGAUCAGGGGUUUCCUUGCUGGCCAGGCCGUCUACUACCUUCUCAACUUCAACCUCGCACCGCGCAUGAUCUGGAUAACAAGACACGGCGAGUCGGCGGACAAUGUUGCUGGAAAGAUUGGUGGUGACUCCGACCUUAGCGAGAACGGACAAAAGUAUGCAAAGGCGAUGACACGCUUCAUUGCUGCACAGCGCAAAGACUGGGCGGUCCGGCAAGCAGACAAAAUGGCCAACACUCACUUCCCUCCAGUAGCAGGCGACCACACCCCUCCAAACCCGUACUACAGCCACGAGCUCGAACAGCGCAACUUCUGUGUCUGGACUUCCAUGCUCAAGCGCAGCAUCCAAACAGGACAAUACUUCUGCGACGAGGACUUCGAAGUCAAACAAAUGCGCAUGCUGGACGAGCUCAACGCAGGACUCAUGGAAGGUCUAACAUACGAAGAGAUCCGCACAAAGUACGCAGACGAAUACCUCCAACGGCGCCGCGACAAACUUGCAUACCGCUACCCCGGCCCCGGUGGUGAAGGCUACUUGGACGUCAUCAACCGUAUCCGCCCCGUCAUCGUCGAGCUAGAGCGCAUGACAGACCACUGCCUGCUCAUCACCCACCGAAGCGUAGCCCGCGUGCUACUCGCAUACUUCCAGGGCCUCAAGCGCGAGGAUGUGGCUGAUUUGGAUUGUCCACUAGGUAUGCUGUACCAGUUAGAGCCCAAGCCGUAUGGUGUGGAGUUCAAGGCCUGGCGCUACAACUCGGAGACGGAUGACUUUGAUCACUUGCCGGAUUAUAAGCUCAGGAGGGCGCCUACGCUAGUGAACAACUAG
Alternaria atra is the source of this 2118-nucleotide messenger RNA. RefSeq lists its product as uncharacterized. Gene Ontology annotation, molecular function: ATP binding; 6-phosphofructo-2-kinase activity. Gene Ontology annotation, cellular component: cytosol. Gene Ontology annotation, biological process: fructose metabolic process; fructose 2,6-bisphosphate metabolic process. The record is from RefSeq and is a predicted model, not a curated record. The coding region runs from base 1 to 2118 and encodes 705 amino acids. NCBI's taxonomy places the organism in Eukaryota, Fungi, Ascomycota, Dothideomycetes, Pleosporales, Pleosporaceae. The transcript has 2 exons.